This is a messenger RNA of Siniperca chuatsi (mandarin fish), 4671 nucleotides long. It is a transcript of the gene rspry1, whose product is annotated as ring finger and SPRY domain containing 1. The transcript is spliced from 15 exons. The record is from RefSeq and is a predicted model, not a curated record. The coding region runs from base 653 to 2431 and encodes 592 amino acids. Gene Ontology annotation, cellular component: cytoplasm. NCBI's taxonomy places the organism in Eukaryota, Metazoa, Chordata, Actinopteri, Centrarchiformes, Sinipercidae. Gene Ontology annotation, molecular function: protein binding; ubiquitin-protein transferase activity.
UCCUCCGUCAGCCCAGCCGCGCCUCCGCAGCCACAGCUGAUGAUGGCCGUCUCUUUAGCUGCCAACGCUACGGAACUUAGCAAGCAGCUAGCGGUGAAGCGUCGUUAAAAUGUGUACGAGGUGUUAGCUAACCGUCAUAUGAAUGUGCUGUUUUAGAGUUCAGCAAAGCGGUGUUGCGGAAUAUAGGCAGGGCAUGUAAAUAUGUCCCUUUACUUCACCGGCGUUUGAGUACCACGCGUAGUUCAUUGUUACUCACAUUAACUAACUAGUGUAAAUUUUACAGUAGGAUCAGAGGAGUGUCCAGCUAACCGGGCUAACAGCUACAGCACAACAUAGCUAGCUAGCUAGCUAGUUAGCUAGUCCGUUUUGUUAAUUACUUCGGUCUGGCCCGUCUGCGUUUGAAUGCUGCUGUUUUUCAAGUGGUAGCAACCUAUGCGAGCCCUGGAUGAGAACUGGACCUGAGCCUUGGGCUGUCUAUGAUGAUCAGAGUUUUUCUGGUUGCAUCCCCUGACCCCUCCUGGUCCAUUUAACCAGCCAUAUAUUACUCCCAAACCAAUCCCACAUGUCUGCUUGGCAACAGUAUGAUAAUUUACGCUGACCCCACCCAGCCCACUGGGAUAAGAAUCCCCCAAAACCAAGCUCUCCAAAUGAUAUGAUAGUAGCCGCCUGGAUCACUUUCUGUGCCUGCAGGAGCCUUGCACAGGUUCUGCUGUUCCUUUCCUCCUCAAACUCCCUACCUCCAUUCUGGGAGACCCUUGCCAGUGUGGUCUCCAGCACUGGAACCAUGGGUAACAGCUGUGUGUGCCGGGAGGAUAGUGACUUGGAGGACCAUCACCACGGGUCGUCGAGGGCAACCCGAGGACAAGCUAGGCGGGUGGAUCAUGGUACAGGCGUAGGUGUUGAAGCCGGAGAGGCUCGGAGCAGUCGACCCAGGGACCCGGUCAGGCCACCACGCCGAGGACGAGGGCCCCAUGAACCAAGACGGAAGAAGCAGAAUGUGGAUGGCCUGGUGCUGGACACACUGGCUGUUAUCAGGACACUUGUAGACAAUGACCAAGAGCCCCCUUACUCCAUGAUCACUUUGCACGAGAUGGCAGAGACAGAUGAUGGUUGGCUGGAGGUUGUCCAAUCUCUGGUUCGAGUGAUCCCAUUGGACGAUCCACUUGGCCCAGCAGUGAUCACCCUUCUAUUAGAUGAAUGUCCCCUGCCCACCAAGGAUGCUCUCCAGAAACUCUCUGACAUGUUGAGUCUGAGUUCGGCUGUAGCACAACAGGACGCUCUAAACCCUGCUAAACACAGAAACACCACAGCUGUCCUAGGAUGCCUGGCAGAGAAACUGGCUGGUCCGGCCAGUAUUGGGUUGUUGAGCCCUGGAACCCUUGAGUACCUUCUGGAGAGCCUGAACGCAGAGUCCCACCCAACUGUCAUGCUGUUUGCUCUCAUUGCUUUGGAGAAGUUCUCCCAGACCAGUGAGAACAAACUGACGGUGUCUGAGUCGUGUAUCAGCAAUCGACUCGCUGUCCUGGAAUCGUGGGCAGAGCAGACUGACUACCUGAAGAGGCAGGUCGGAUUCUGCUCACAGUGGAGCCUUGACAACCUGUUCCUAAAGGACGGUCGUCAGUUCACCUACGAGAAGGUCAACCUCACUAAUAUCAACGCCAUGCUCAACAGCAACGAUGUCAGCGAGUACCUCAAGAUCUCCCCUACUGGACUAGAGGCACGAUGUGAUGCCUCUUCAUUUGAGAGCGUGCGUUGUACAUUCUGCGUGGAUUCGGGCGUUUGGUACUAUGAGGUGACAGUCAUCACAUCAGGCGUGAUGCAAAUUGGAUGGGCCACCAAGGACAGCAAGUUCCUCAAUCAUGAGGGUUAUGGGAUAGGAGAUGAUGAAUACUCAUGUGCGUAUGAUGGCUGCAGGCAGCUCAUCUGGUACAACGCUCGCAGUAAACCUCACUCUCACCCCUGCUGGAAGGAGGGAGAUGCCAUCGGCUUCCUGUUGGACCUCAGCAAGAAGCAGAUGAUCUUCUAUCUGAACGGACAUCAGCUUCCACCAGAGAAACAGGUCUUCUCCUCUGCCACGUCCGGUUUCUUUGCGGCAGCCAGCUUUAUGUCAUACCAGCAGUGUGAGUUUAACUUUGGGGCCAAGCCUUUCCGUCACCCACCUUCUGUCAAGUUCAGCACCUUCAAUGACUUUGCUUCACUGCUGCCCAGUGAAAAGAUCAUCCUGCCCAGACACCGGCGUCUGGCCUUACUAAAGCAGGUCAGCAUCCGAGACAACUGCUGCACGCUGUGUUGUGACGUCAUGGCUGACACGGAGCUGCGGCCCUGUGGACAUGGUGGUAUGUGUAUGGAGUGUGCCUUACAGUUAGAGACGUGCCCCCUGUGCCGCCAGGACAUCCAGACCCGCGUCAGACUCAUUGCACACAUCUCCUGACACACUUCCUGCCCCUCGUCCAAUAAGGAGAGACACACAAGCCCUACAGCCUCCUCCUCCUCCCGCUCUAAUCCCCUCACACCCAACAGGGCUGUGAGGACGGUGCCACAAUGUUGUGAUGAUACCAGAACUGGGACUUCUGGUAGGAGGAGGCAAUGAUGGAGAGGUGGAGAGGAGAUGAGAGGAGGGAAAUUUAAACCACAGCUGGAUCCCCAGGAGCUUUUGUAUCCUUCUGACAACUCACUGCAGAAGCUGGGCCAAGAAUCGUCAACUUUCUACUAACAGUGUGUUUUUCAGACAAAAAGAGCUGAAGUGAGGAGCAGAAACAAUUUAGCCCCUGCGUAGAGUUAUCAGACAUCAUUUCUAUGAUAUGAGGAUCCCACUGCGCUUUCAGCCCAGAGGCUACUACUAUUUAAUCCCAUCACCGUCAUGCACACGUCUGCAGAUCUGAAAGGGCUGGGUGGCAGAAAAGAACACAGCCUGUAGUACAGUAUUAAACCCAAGGUACAGAUAAAUUUAAGAUGCAUUUCACUUUCAUGUUUUUGGGUAUACAUAUGUGAAUUGUGGUGUUCUCAAGGUAGCAUUUUCAUUCUCCUUUCUCAAGGUUGUACCAACACCUAUCCUUUGGUCAGCGUCACUGUCUGUACUGAUUGAUGGCCCACUGGCCAUCAGAAAAAAGACACCUUUGGGUAAAAUGUCAGAUUUUGGUCUUGGUGUCAAGAAUCUUAAAAACUGGAGAAUUAUUCCAAGAGUUCUGUUUUCUAAUUGGGUUUACAAAAGCAAAUGUUAAAAAUCAAAUCAGCUUGCUCAGAUGUUGAUAUUUCCUUAGUCUCUGUCAUGUAUGUAACAACCACAACAAAUAAACACACAGGGAUUAGAAUUCACAGAAAGUUAAUCUGUAAAUGGAACCCCCCAAUUAUAAGUGCAUAUGUUGAGAGCCAGUGGGGCAGAAGUAGAAGUAUUCAAUUGAAUUUCCACCUUCUGAAUUUAUCUGGGAUUGCUUGAUUGGUGCUAACAAUUUGGCAACAUCUUGUAAUGCAGCUCCACCAUGAGUCAGACUCAUUUGAGGGGCAGCAUAAGUAAAUAUGUCUUAAUUUUUGUUUAUGACAAACACAUGCGUCUGUAUUAAGACGACUAUUUUCAAUCCACAAGAUGUGAUUUAAUUUUGUGUUCUAAAUGAUGGUGAACACUGAUGUAGAAGUACAUGUUUUGUUGAUUGACAGUGUUGUAUUGGCUGAUCAGUAAAUAGUUUAAAACAAAUGUUAAAAUGAAUAGUUUUUCCUCUAUCAGUAUGUUUACUAAAUAUCUCAGCGUCAUUCUUAAGAUGUUGUCUUUUUUGGUCUAAUUUGGCAGUGAAAUACUUGACAUAAAUUAGCAAAGAAACGACCCACAGCAAAUUACAUGACCUAAAUAGUGUGGCCUUCAGUACAGACAAAAAUGCGUAUUUAUGUUUCACUAGCUACAAAUCACAGCACUCUUAGUGGGAUUUCUUGCAUAUAGAAUUGAUCUUGUCAAAAAAAAGUUUGCCAGAUUGGACGUGUAUCUUCCAGUUGACUGGUUCAGACUGAGUAAUAUGUGGUUUCCCUCUCUGUGCUUUAUAUAACAGCACAUCUCUCAGCUCUCAUUUUGCCAUUUCUCCAUCUUUCUCCCACUGUCUUUAUAAGAGCCUAAUGUUUCUGUCUGUCUUUCUGUCCAUCCUUUACUUGAAGCAUCUCUGGGUUGACUGAAAUGAACAUAUAAGAGAUUGUGAUGAAAGAAAAAUUCUAUUUGUACAAUUAAAAAAAAUAAAUAAUAAUAAAAUAAUUAAUUAAAAAAGAAAAUCAAUGACAUUUCAAAUGAUCACACUGAAUAAUUUAGAAUUUAUUUUGGUCAAAUUGUUUAGGAAAGAGUUACUACUCCACCAAAUUGUAUGAACAGGAUCUGUAAAAUCAUUCAGACUAUAUUGGAAUGAUUUGAUAAUGAUGAGAUAACAUGCAUCUCUUAGUAUGACUGGUCUGGUCACCAGUCUUGAUUUGCUAUCUUGUAUAUCCUGGAGCACCUUAUACAUGCAGGGAAGAGAAAUUACAGUUACAGUUGUCUCUACGGUUGGAGAUGAAGUUCAGGAUUGUAAAGAAUAAGUUUUGAGUUGUAUUUAAAACAUCUAUAAAGGAAUUUUGCCCCAGAGUUCCCAAAGAUAUGAUUGAUUGAAGAAUUGUUGUUUCCUGGAUUGUGAUAUUUGUAAUAAAUGUAUGUUCAUGUGA